Hemibagrus wyckioides is the source of this 5045-nucleotide messenger RNA. RefSeq names its product xylosyl- and glucuronyltransferase LARGE1. NCBI's taxonomy places the organism in Eukaryota, Metazoa, Chordata, Actinopteri, Siluriformes, Bagridae. The coding region runs from base 283 to 2547 and encodes 754 amino acids. The record is from RefSeq and is a predicted model, not a curated record. Gene Ontology annotation, biological process: protein O-linked glycosylation via mannose. The transcript has 15 exons. Gene Ontology annotation, molecular function: xylosyltransferase activity; glucuronosyltransferase activity.
GGCUAUUGGACAGUUCAGUCAGCAGGACUGGAGCAAUCUGCCUAGUAGUAAAGGGUCUGUGGAAGUACAACGCAAAAUUAGCGCAAUCGAGGAUAUUUUUUUGUGCGCGCGCGCGCGACUAGCGGAUAAUGAGCGGCGCUAUUAUACAAGACUGCUUUUUUAUGCCCAACUCGAAGAUAGCGCAUUGUUUACAAUGACAGUGCCAUGCACUACCUGGUGAACGUCCACUGCCUACACAGAGGUCUCUCAGCCUCCUGAACGCCCCCUCUCUGGCUUCAGAGGAUGCUGGGUAUGUGUCGUGGGCGCAGGAAGUUCCUGGCUGCAUCCAUCGCCUUGCUUUUUAUUCCAGCACUCACCUGGCUAUAUCUGUCUGCUGCAAACGUCACAGUGAAGCCACUGCCUCUGUCCCCACUGGAUCCUCAGUCCUCCACCCUGGCCCUGGAGCUACGAGUUCGAGAGGUAGAGGAAGAAAACCGAGCUCUCAGAAGAGAGAUUAGCCAGCUACCCAAGAGUCCUACCCACGGCAACCAGCAUUCACCACGUCACCACAGCAGCGGACACCAUGGCAACCAGUCCCAGCUUCACUCCACUGAAGAGGGUACAGGUGAUAGUGAAGCUCAGAAAGCGCUCUCAAAAUUCAACGGCUCCAGCUGUGUCCAGCAACCGGCUGUAGAUAAAUGUGAGACCAUUCAUGUUGCCAUCGUGUGCGCGGGAUACAACGCGAGCCGAGACGUGGUGACGCUGGUCAAGUCUGUGCUUUUUCAUCGACGGAACCCUCUUCACUUCCACUUCAUCACAGACUCCAUUGCCAAGCAGAUCCUGGCCUCUCUAUUCCACACUUGGAUGGUGCCAGCUGUCCGAGUGGACUUUUACGAUGCAGACGAAUUGAAGUCUGAGGUGUCAUGGAUUCCCAACAAACAUUACUCAGGUAUCUAUGGCCUGAUGAAGCUGGUUCUGACUAAGACACUGCCAUCAGACCUGCAGAAAGUCAUCGUUCUUGAUACGGACAUCACCUUCGCCACAGACAUCGCUGAGCUCUGGGCCGUCUUUCACAAAUUCAAAGGUCAGCAGGUGCUUGGGCUAGUGGAGAAUCAGAGUGACUGGUAUUUGGGGAACCUGUGGAAAAAUCAUCGACCGUGGCCAGCUCUAGGUCGAGGCUUCAACACUGGUGUGAUUCUCCUGCUGUUGGAUCGUUUGAGGAAGCUCAGAUGGGAGCAGAUGUGGAGACUGACAGCAGAGAGAGAGCUGAUGAGCAUGCUGUCUACAUCGCUAGCAGAUCAGGACAUCUUUAACGCUGUGAUCAAACAGAACCCCUUCCUGGUGCACCAGCUGCCCUGCUUCUGGAACGUCCAGCUGUCUGAUCACACACGCUCCGAGAAGUGCUACAGAGACGUGUCCGACCUCAAGGUGAUCCACUGGAACUCUCCUAAGAAGCUGCGGGUGAAGAACAAGCAUGUGGAGUUUUUCCGAAACCUUUAUCUGACCUUUCUGGAGUAUGAUGGCAACCUGCUGAGGAGGGAGCUAUUCGGCUGUCCAAGUGAAACUGACCACAAUAGUGAGAAUCUCCAGAAGACUCUACUAGAGCUGGAUGAGGAUGACCCGUGUUACGAGUUCAGGAGAGAGCGCUUCACUGUGCAUCGCACACACCUCUACUUCCUGCACUACGAGUACGAGCCCAGUGCAGACCAGACUGAUGUUACACUCGUGGCCCAGCUCUCCAUGGACAGGCUGCAGAUGCUAGAGGCCAUCUGUAAACACUGGGAAGGACCCAUCAGUCUGGCUCUCUACCUGUCUGAUGCUGAGGCACAGCAAUUCCUGCGCUAUGCCCAGGGUUCUGAGGUGCUCAUGAGCAGAAGCAAUGUGGGAUACCAUAUCGUCUACAAAGAGGGCCAGUUCUACCCCGUCAACCUGCUGCGCAAUGUUGCCAUGAAACAGGUCAACACACCCUACAUGUUCCUGUCUGAUAUUGACUUCCUGCCUAUGUACGGACUCUACGAAUACCUCAGGAAAUCUGUAGUACAGCUGGACAUGGCGCACACUAAAAAAGCUCUGGUUGUGCCUGCAUUUGAGACUCUGAGAUACCGGCUGUCAUUUCCCAAAUCCAAGGCUGAGCUUCUGUCCCAGCUGGACAUGGGCACUCUCUUUACCUUCAGGUACCAUGUUUGGACAAAAGGUCAUGCUCCAACUAACUUCGCAAAAUGGAGGACAGCCACGACGCCGUACAGAGUGCAGUGGGAGGCUGACUUUGAGCCGUACGUGAUGGUGAGGAGGGACAGUCCAGAAUACGACCGCAGAUUCGUGGGAUUCGGCUGGAACAAAGUGGCUCACAUCAUGGAGUUAGAUGCGCAGGAAUACGAGUUUGUGGUUCUACCCAACGCCUAUAUGAUCCACAUGCCUCAUGCGCCGAGCUUCGACAUCACCAAGUUCCGCUCCAAUAAACAAUACCGUGUUUGCCUCAAGACUCUCAAAGAAGAGUUUCAGCAGAACAUGUCCCGCCGCUACGGAUUCGCUGCCCUCAAAUACAUGACUGCGGACAACAACAGCUAGCAACGUCACCUUUAUAUUUUUCACUUUUCAGGUGAUACCAUUAGAUAUCACAUAGGAAAGCAGUGCAGAGGGUCGGUAACAGACCCAACAGGGUGAUAACGGACACUCGGCGUAAGUCAGAGGAGUGUGUUCUUCCAUUCUAUCAUUCAGGAAGCUGUCAUGAUGACCAUUUAGUCACUGCUUUGGAAACAGCAGUAGUGCAGCGUGUCAUCUGUUGGAUGUCAUGGCGUUGUUCUGGAUGAGUUCAAUCCACCAGAUUCCCUGAUUGACCUUCUCCAUGAACAGGAAUUGAGACGUUAAAACCAUUGGGCAAGCAGAAAUUUUUCUACGGGCUGAUUUGUGUUCCAGUGAACUGGACAUGACUGAAUAUGAGCAGAGGAAAUGCCACCACAGAGAUCGAGCUGUUGGACUCCAUCUACUGAUUGCCUAGAAGCUGAAUUUAGCAUGUUUGUGUGCUUUCAGUCAUAGGGUGAUGUUUAGCAGUACUGGAUCUCAGACUAAUGACACGUUAGCUUUCAGACCAAGCAACAUAGAGACACAGAAAGGGUCAUUUUUCUCAGGAAAGUGAUCACUGGAGAGAUUAGGUUGCUCAAGUAUUAAUAAUAUGAUGUUUACAUCUUUUACAGAAUAUAACGUAGUGUUGUUAGAAACAAAAGUUGAGAUGUCUUAGAUUUCGUAGCACCUUUGUGGAAUCACUUUUCCUAUUAGAGCUCAAGAGGGCUAAAGAUUGCAACCAAUACAUAGUAACCUUGUGUUUAUGGACACCGUCAGGCUAUCAGCAUUGACAAUCCAGACACAGACGAAAGCCCAAAUCAACUAAGAGUCACUUUCUUCAGCAUUUUACUGUAUGUUCUCAUAUUUCUGUGCUCAUUGUGAUUUCAAUGUUUUGGUGUCAUUGUUCUGCGUAUGUGUUCCAUGUACAUUUCUUGCAGCUAACAGAAAUGCACUAACUCCAGGGUUAAACAUUGAAGGAUUGGAAGCUUGGGUUUAGGUUUUAAAUGCAGGCCACACAGUGUCAUUUAGGACACAAGGCAAAACCAGUGCCAGUGUUUACAAAUAAUUGUGCACCAUGUUCCAGGGUUAGUUUGCACUUUUUUUCUGUCUAACCCUAAAAUGAAGGUCUGGGUAUUAUGUGAUAUGGAAGUUCCUUCAUUUAUGUUAUGUGUAAAUGAAACAAAUCUAAUUCGCACAACCACUAAUCUGAAAAAUCAGUAAUAAUGAUAGGAUUGACCAUAACCAUGGACAAUGGCCUACAUACUGUUUGUGCAUGGAAUUUCGAUGAAAUCUGUCAACAUCUGGUGAGUGCUCUUACUGGUUUAUAGAUCACUGGUAUAUAUGUAGUGGAGGAAACAGGGAAUGGUUCCACACGGCUGAAUCUGAAACUGCUGCUCAGACUUUAUGAAGUCUGCUCUGCUAACUGUCACAGAAACAAACUGCAUUUUAAUUCCUUUAGAAUUCCCAUUAAGGUGUACAUUUGUACAGUGCUAGAUUUGAUAUUUUAUUGUAGGCCUGUUUAAUCUCUCUUUUUUUUUUUUUAAGGUCAACAUUUCAGCCUUUUUUUUUUUGUCUUGGGUUGGAAGCCAACGUUUUUUUAUUAGCAGCCAAAAUGCUGGUGUAUCCCUAAUAAAUAGAGUUAACUGAAGUUAACUAUAUACUUGGUUAAUGUUUGCUAGGUCAAAUUGCACUUUGUAUAAACUUUAACAGAAAGUGACAAUGCCAUUUAAGGAUGAGAUGAGAGCAGAACCUACAUCAUGAUGGUGGGAGGAGGGACUUGGUGUCAUUUUGAGUGCCAAGUUUUACUUUAAAUCCAGAGCUCCUACACAAAAUGUGUGGAAGUUGGUCUUAGAUGCACUAUAUUGCCAAAAGUUUUGGGACACCCCUCCAAAUCAUUGAACUCAGUGGUUGGGCUUGGCCCCUUAGUUCCAGUGAAAGGAACUCUUAAUGCUUCAGCAUACCAAGACAUUUUGGACAAUUUCAUGCUCCCAACUUUGUGGAAAUAGUUUGGUGAUGACCCCUUCCUGCACACCAGUGCACAAAGCAAGGUCCGUAAAGACAUGGAUGAGUGAGUUUGGUGUGGAGGAACUUGACUGGCCUGAUAGAACACCUUUGGGAUGAAUUAAAGUGGAAACUGAGAGCCAGGCCUUUUCAUCCAACAUCAGUACCUCACAAAUGAGCUUCUAGAGGUAUGGUCAAAAAUUCCCAUAAACUCCUAAACCUUGUUGAAAGACUUCCCAGAAGAGUUGAAGCUGUUCUAGCUGCAAAGGCCAGGCCAACUCCAUAUUACAUUCAUGUGCAUGUAAAGGUAGAUGUCCCAAAACUUUUGGCAAUAUAGUGUACUAGCAUGGCUGCUGAAAAAAGUAAUCAAAUAUCAAAAACUGUAUGUUUACUUCAGUUUUCAGUGUGUGCAGACAGGGUGUGUGUGUGUGAGAGAGAGAGAAAGAGAGAGAGAUAGCGAGUGUGUCUAAACAGUUAUGUCCAAACUGACAAUUUUUCUGCUA